AUGAGUCAAUCAGCAGCACAAAAGAAAAAGGGUUCGAAUCCGAACAAAGCUCAAAGCCCAUUGAAGAAUCUGAACUUUGAUAUGCAAUAUCGAUCAAGUACUGAAUUGGCUAACCAGUUCAAGAUUAAGAGAGAACAACUUGCUAACGAACGCAAUGAUAAAGAUAAGAAAGAGCAUCAAGGUGUUACUUAUUCAGUGUAUGUGACUGGGGAAACAUUUGGUAAUUCAGAGGUACAACAUGGUAUUCAAGAUCAAUUAAACUUCAAACAGGUGAAGAGGAAGUCUGUCAUACCGGCCACAAGUCUUGAUCAGUUUCUAGCAGAACAAUGGUUACAGAAAGAACAUGAUAUUAAUGAUCUACCAAACUGCAAGCAGGUAAAGAGGAAGUCGAUCAUAGGCGAUGAAACAAAAACAGAUAACCACAUAGUAGCUGAUGAUCUUGUGGAUCAAGAAGAAAUCAAUAGGGAUGAGUGUGCUAUAGAAGAGGAAAUUGGCAUUGAUUGUAGUACGAAAGAAAUAUUGGAGGCGAAAAAAUUCCGUGGAAAAACAACAUGUAAGGAUAUUCACGCAAGAAAUUUUGAAGAAACAAAGGAGGUGACAUUUGAUAAAGGGCAAGCAGUGGGACCAACUGGUAAGAUAGUGUCCGAAUUCACCAACUUUAUAGGAACAAUUUCAAGGAAUCCGAGAUUGAAGCUAACUAUAUUUUAUUUUACAUUGUCCAAAUUCAUAAUUCCAAUAGAAGGAAAAGCGUGGGUGAUGACUGGCUUUCGUGAUGCUUGGAAGCGAUACAAGCAAAAAAUUAAAGAGAGAUUUUUUGAUAAAAAUAGUACCAUUGAGGACAUGCUAGCAAAACGUCCCAGUGACAUUGCAGAAGAUGAUUUCCGUCAAUUGAUCGAGUAUUGGAAAGACCCAUCUUUUCAACAUGCAACCAAAGAAAACAAUGAGGAACCAUCAAAGUCUAAAAUGUUUAUUGCAACUGAUGAUGUUUUUACGGCAGUUUUUUGUAAGGAGCAGCCUGGUCGACUUAGGUGCUAUGGUAGAUCAGUGACAGCAAGUUCAUUGUUAGUGGCUUUGGUUUAA
This is a messenger RNA of Solanum lycopersicum (tomato), 1080 nucleotides long. The record is from RefSeq and is a predicted model, not a curated record. Lineage: Eukaryota; Viridiplantae; Streptophyta; Magnoliopsida; Solanales; Solanaceae.